This is a messenger RNA of Emiliania huxleyi CCMP1516, 2418 nucleotides long. RefSeq lists its product as hypothetical. The transcript is spliced from 5 exons. Lineage: Eukaryota; Haptophyta; Isochrysidales; Noelaerhabdaceae. The record is from RefSeq and is a predicted model, not a curated record. The coding region runs from base 1 to 2418 and encodes 805 amino acids.
AUGGAGAACGCACAGAAAGUGGAGGCGGCAGUGACAUCCACCGUUGAUACCCUCUUUGCGGUGGGGGCGUUGUUCAAGGAGGCGCAGGAGGAGAGGGCGAUCGAGGAGAGGCGGCGUGCCGGGCAACGGGCAAAGGCGGCGGCGGCGUUGAAGGAGGAGAGGGCAAAGGCGGCGGCCGCGCGCGCAGCGGAGGCGGAGGCGGAGGCGGAGGCGGCCGAGCAGAAGCGGUUGGCGGAGGAGCGAGCCGCGGCCGCCGCCAAAGCGGCGCUGGCAGCGGCAGAGGCUGAGGAAGAGGCAGAGAGGGCGGCGGCAGCAGCGAUGGCCGUCAAGGCUGAUACCGAAGCAGCCGCGGCCGAAGCAGCGGCGGCAAAGGCGGAGCUGGAGGCAGCAGCACGGUGGGAGGCCGAGGCGGCCGCAGCGGUUGAGGCGGCAGCGACGGCAGCGGCCGAGGUGGCCGAGGCGGCCGAGGCGGCCAAGGCGGCCGAGGCGGCCGAGGCAGCCAAGGCGGCCGAGGCGGCCGAGGCGGCCGAGGUAGGGGCGGAGAGGGCGGCAAAGGCGGAGGAGGCGCAGCUGGCAGCCAGGGCCAAGGUGGAGAAGGAGAGGGGCGUGGCCAAGGCACGGGCGGUCAAGCCGGAGAAGGCAGUCUCUCCGCCAGCCGCCCCUCCGCCGCCGGCAAGUGGCAAAGUGCCGGCGCCGCAGGCGGACGUGCGCGAGAAUGCGCAGCAGAUCGAGGCGGCGGUGACGGGGGCGGUGGACGUCAUCUGGGCGGUUGGGGCGCUGUUCAAGGAGAAGCAGGAGGAGAGGGCGGCGGAGGAGAAGCGGCGUGCCGAGGAGCGGGCAGUAGCGAGGGCAAAGGCGGCGGAGGAGAGGGCAAAGGAGGCGGAGGAGGAGGCGGCGGUGGAGGCAGCGGCCGCAGCGGUACGCGAGGCGGAGGAGGCGGCUGCGAAGGCGGCGGCGGCGGCGGAGGCGGAGGAGAGGCAGAUCAGAGUCCUGUACCGCGAGGCGGUGUCCAACCGGGCGGCGCUCGCGACUCUGGCGAAGGAGGCGGCGGCGCGGGCGGCGGCGGAGGCGGAGCAGAAGAAGGCGGCGGCCGCUGCGGAGGCGGAGAGAAAGGAGGCGGAGGCGAGGCGCAAGGAGGCGGAGGAGGCGGCGGAGGCGAAGCGCAAGGAGGCCGACGCCGAGGCGGAGAUUAGGCGAGCUGCAGAGGAGACAGCGGCGAGGGUGGCAGCGGAGGCGGAGGCAAAGAGGGCGGCUGAGGCGGCGGCAGCAGAGGCGGCGGCGGAGGCGAGGGCGAAAGCGGCAGUCGCGGCCGCCGAGAAGGCGGUCGAGGAGGCCAGGGUGGCGGCGGAGGCAGAGGCGAAGGCAGCAGCCGAGGCGGCGGCGGAGCGGGCGGCGGCGGCUGCUAACGAGCAGCAGCUGGCAGAGGCGGCGAGGGCAGAGGCGGCGGAGGAGAAGAAGGCGACGGCGGCAUCACGCGACGAAGCGGAGGGUGCGAAGGAGAAGAGGGCGAAGGCGGCGGUGGAGCUGGAGAGGGCAACGGCCAAGGCCAAGGCGGAGGAGGAGGCGGCGAGGGCGAAGAAGGAGGAAGAUGCGGCCUUAGCAGCGGCGAAGGCGGACGAGGCUGCGGCUGCGGCGGCCCGCGAGGCAGCGGCGACGGCGGCAGAGGAGGAGUACAAGGCUUUGGCGGAGGCGCGGGCGGCGGAGGAGCGGCGAGCGGCGGAGGCGGCUGCGGAGCGGGAGCCGGGCGAGGGGAGCGCGGGGCGGGAGGCGGAGGCGAGGGCGGAGGGUACGGAGGGCGACGACGACGGCAUCAAGUACGUCGUGGCGGUGGCCGCCGCCGCAGCGGUGGCUUACCUCUCCACUCCUGGCGUCGAGCCGCCAGGCGCGCUGAUGGCGGGCGCGGGCCAGAGCGGGCUGAGGGAGGCGGCGGCGGCGGUGCGGGCGGAGAUGCGGGGGGCGCUGUCUUCCGCGGGCAGUGCGAGCCGGGCUGCGAGGCUGGAGACGAGCCGAUCGGUGGCGGAGGCGGCGGCCCGUGCGGCGGCCGCAGGCAAGGAGGCGAGCAAGACGGCCGCGGAGACGGCGGCUGCGGUUGCACAGGGGAUGGGCCAGGCGGCGGCCGAGGCGAAGCGGGCGGCCGCAGAGGCGAGCAAGGAGACGGGGCGGGCGGCGGCGGCGGCGGCGGCCAAGGCGGCAGCGGAGACGAGCGCCGCGGCCGAGGGCGCCGGCAAGGCGGCGGUUUCUGCGAGCAAGGCGGCGGCCGCCGCGAGCGAGGGGGCGAGCAAGAGGGCGGCCAAGGCGGCGAGGGCGGCGGCGGAGGGGACGCGCGAGGCCGCAGCCGACGCCGGGCGCGCGGGCGGCAAGAAGGCGGUCGAGGCCAAGCGAGAGGCGGUUCUCGAGCGCCGCUUCGGGCGGCUCUAG